This is a messenger RNA of Spea bombifrons (plains spadefoot toad), 1379 nucleotides long. RefSeq names its product leukocyte elastase inhibitor-like. The transcript has 7 exons. Gene Ontology annotation, molecular function: serine-type endopeptidase inhibitor activity. Gene Ontology annotation, biological process: negative regulation of endopeptidase activity. Bases 152 to 1288 code for a protein of 378 amino acids. The record is from RefSeq and is a predicted model, not a curated record. NCBI's taxonomy places the organism in Eukaryota, Metazoa, Chordata, Amphibia, Anura, Pelobatidae.
AGUCUAUUAUAUAUUGUGCCUUCGUAUCAGUUGCUACAUUCCCCACACACAGCAGCAGCCAGGAAUACACUAAGCAUAGCCACCGCCCCACCUAUCACAUACGGCUCGAACUCUACAGAGAAACUGCUGAAAAGAAACAAAGGGAACAAACAUGGAGAAACUGGCUUCUACUGGCACCCAGUUUUCAUUUGAGUUAUUCAGGGAGAUAAAUGAAAGCAAUCAGGGAAAUGUCUUCUUCUCGCCUUUCAGUAUAUCAGCAGCAUUGGGUAUGGUGGUGUUGGGUGCAAAAGGUAAAACUGCUGAGCAAAUCUCUAAGACCAUGCACGUUGAUGAUAAUAAGGAUUUCCAACAAAAUUUCCAAAGCCUUAGUGCUAAAAUUAACAAGAAAGCAGAUUCUUCAUACGUUCUGAAUCUGGCCAACCGACUGUUCGGAGAGAAGACCUCAAGCGUCCUUCCUGAGUUUAUAUCUUCUAUCCAAAGUUUGUACAAAGCAGACUUAGGAAUUGUUGAUUUCAUGUCUUCUCCAAACGCUGCCCGAAAAGAAAUAAACUCCUGGGUGUCAGAAGAGACUAAAGGAAAAAUUCCUGAGCUGCUGGCUGAGGGAUCAGUGGACGAAACUACCAAGUUGGUGUUGGCAAAUGCCAUUUACUUUAAAGGUGACUGGGCCGAGAAAUUCAACCCUAAAGAGACCACAGAAAAGCCAUUCAAUUUAAAUAAGAAUGAACAGAAGAUGGUAAAAAUGAUGUAUCAGAUGAAAAAAUUCCCCUUCGCUUACAUCCCCGAUAUCAACUGUCGAAUCUUGGAGCUUCCAUAUGCUGGAAAAGAUAUUAGUAUGAUUAUCAUGUUGCCAGAUACAAUUGACGAUGACACCACUGGACUACAGAAGCUUGAAAAUGAACUGACUGUAGAAAAGUUUCAAGAAUGGACAAAAUCAGAGAAUAUGAGUUUAAUUGAUGUUCAUGUUCAUCUACCAAAGUUCAAGCUGGAGGACACGUACAAGCUCAAGUCUAAGCUGACUAGUAUGGGAAUAGUGGAUCUCUUUAAUCCAGGAUGUGCAGAUCUAUCUGGUAUAUCUGGAUCAAGCAACCUGUUUUUAUCAGACUUUGUUCACAAGUCCUUUGUAGAGGUGAAUGAAGAGGGCACAGAAGCAGCAGCAGCCACUGCAGGAAUUGCGAUGGUUUGCAUGUUGAUGGAAGAAGAAUUUAAUGCUAACCAUCCAUUUCUAUUCUUAAUUCGCAACAACACAACAAAGAGCAUUCUUUUCCUAGGCAGAUUUGUAUCCCCAUAGAAAUAAACAUUCCCUUUUAGUUAAUGAUGUAAUUAUGACACAGCCUCAUCUAUCAUCAAUCUUAAUAAAUACCUUCAUGUCUACGAAAGCA